AUGAUUACAGCAAUUUUCAUAUACGAUUCCAAAGGAGAUAUACUUAUAUCGAAACUUUACAAAGAUGAGAUAAAAAGGAACAUUGCCGAUGUUUUUCGAAUACAAGUGAUAAAUCUGGCGUCGUCGGGGAGAUCAAAUCGAGAUCAGCGAACACCAGUGUUGACGUUGGGAUCUACGUCCUUCAUUUAUAUCAAACUGGGUAACGUUUGGAUAUGUGCAGUAGCAAGGUCUAAUCAAGACUGUGCAGCAAUUUUGGAAUUUCUAUACAAACUAGAGUCACUCCUUUGUGUGGUUCUAUGGGAGGACAAUAAAAAGAAGUCACUGCAACUGAAACCAACCUUAUCAGACAUAGCCAUAGUCAAUAACUUCUCCCUAUGUUACGACAUCUUGGGUGAAGUGUGUGAUUACGGGUACCCUACAAACAUGGACUUAGAAUACUUGAAGAAGUACGUUGUCGGAUUAAAUGAAUCGAGUCUCGGAAUAUUUAAGAAAGCUUCGUUUAACCCAUUGAAGAAAAGCGCCCCUCCAGCACAACCAGCCCCUGUUCAUCAAACUGUCACAUGGAGGUCUCCCACAAUCAAGUACCGGAGGAACGAGAUUUUCUUGAAUGUGCAAGAAAGAGUGAAUGUAUUGAUGAAUUUUCAGGGAGAUGUACUUCGUAGCUCUAUAGAUGGAGCAAUCAAAAUGAAGACACAUUUAUCGGGCAUGCCGCAAUGUCGGUUCGGGUUCAAUCAAAAUACCAUAUUGCUUUCCAACUACGACGUGUCAAAUGAUGAGAGAGAAGGGGUGGUUGCACUAGAGGAUACCAAAUUCCAUCAGUGUGUAGAGUUGGGAGCAUUUGAUAGCGACCGAUCAAUCCAGUUUAUACCUCCAGAUGGUGAAUUUCAACUCAUGAGUUACAACUGCAAUCAAAACAUUAACUUACCAUUCAAGGUAUACCCACAAGUACAAGAAAUUGGAAGGAACAAGAUCGUAUACAAAAUCAGGAUGAAGUCAUUUCAACCACCAAAACUUCCAGCGACUGAAGUGGUGAUGCAUAUUCCUACUCCCAGUGGGGUAUCUCUGACAAGCAUAUCCAAUUCUAACGGGAAAGCCAAAUUUCAUGCCGAAGAGAAUGCAAUAGUAUGGAAAUUCAAUAAAUUAUUCGGAGAACAAGAUAAUAUAUUAUCAGCUGAAGUUGAAGUGAAAGCACAUUCAACCGAGUUCAUUCAAUGGAAUCGACCCCCGAUAACUUUGGACUUUUUUGUGGAUAUGUUUUCCAGUUCAGGAUUAACCGUUCGAUAUUUGAAGGUUCAAGAGAAAUCCAAUUAUAAAACCGUAAAGUGGGUCCGUUAUACUACCCAAUCAGGUUCCUACGAAAUUAGAUAUUGA
Molecule: messenger RNA, 1371 nt
Organism: Lodderomyces parapsilosis
Lineage: Eukaryota; Fungi; Ascomycota; Pichiomycetes; Serinales; Debaryomycetaceae
Gene: APM4
Product: Apm4p
Exons: 1
Coding region: 1-1371 (456 amino acids)
Biological process (GO): clathrin-dependent endocytosis; intracellular protein transport
Cellular component (GO): AP-2 adaptor complex; cytoplasmic vesicle
Molecular function (GO): clathrin-cargo adaptor activity
Source: RefSeq, a predicted model, not a curated record